Cladophialophora bantiana CBS 173.52 is the source of this 1623-nucleotide messenger RNA. RefSeq lists its product as uncharacterized. The transcript is spliced from 3 exons. The record is from RefSeq and is a predicted model, not a curated record. Gene Ontology annotation, molecular function: oxidoreductase activity. Bases 1 to 1623 code for a protein of 540 amino acids. Lineage: Eukaryota; Fungi; Ascomycota; Eurotiomycetes; Chaetothyriales; Herpotrichiellaceae.
AUGGGUUCAGUGCAAGAAGUCAUUGAGUGCGACGUCUUGAUAGUGGGCGCAGGACUCAGCGGCAUCGCCUCGCUUUACAAAUUACGCAAACAAGGUUUCAAGGCGAAGAUCAUCGAGGCCGGCUCUGACUUUGGCGGAACAUGGUAUUGGAACAGGUAUCCAGGUGCUCGAGUCGACUCAGAGAUCCCUUUCUACCAGCUGGCCAUCCCCGAAGUCUGGAAGACUUGGGAAUUCACUCAAAGAUUCCCAGAUCAGGCGGAACUACGUCGGUACUUUGCGCACGUUGACAAGAUCUGCGGCUUACGGAAUGACACAUACUUUAACACUCGAGUUGUUAAAUCAUCCUGGGACGAAGACACGGGUCACUGGAUAGUACACACCGACGUUGGACUGGUCACAAAAUCUAAAUACCUCGUUGUGGCAAGCGGUUCGUUGGACAAGCAAUACACCCCGGAUUUUCCAGGUCUCGCCGACUUCAAGGGCGAAACCUAUCAUUCUCGAACCUGGCCUGCAGAUGCGAAUCUGAAAGGGAAGAAAGUCGCCGUUAUUGGUGCGGGCGCGACGGGCAUUCAGGUUGUCCAAGAACUGGCGAAACAGGCGACCGAACUAACAGUCUUUAUCCGCCGGCCAAGCACUUGUCUUCCAAUGUGUCAGAAGGAUGUGACAAAGGAAGAUCAAGUUCGUCAGAAGGCCUCCUACGAAAAACUCUUUCGUGACUGUCGUCUGUCGUGGUCCGGGUUCCCCAUCCGGCCAGGUCCGAAAGCCGUUGACUUGACAGCAGAACAGCGAGAAGCCAUUUUUGAAGAGGCCUGGAAUCGUGGAGGAUUUGCCUUUCUUGUCGCAUUCUCUGAUGCCAGGACCGACCCUGUAGCGAAUAGGAUUGUCUACGACUUCUGGAAGAAGAAAGUUCGCGCGAAGAUCUCCGAUCCGGUCAAGCAAGAAAUCCUAGCACCGACGGAACCAUUAUAUUACUUUGGAACGAAACGCAGUCCUCUUGAGCAAGACUAUUACGAGAUGUUGGACCAGGACCACGUCAAAGUGGUUAGCUUAAGAAGCACACCCUUUCAGAGAUUCUGCUCAAGCGGUGUCAUAAUGGAAGACGGAAGCUCUCACAACUUCGAUGCACUGGUACUCGCCACCGGAUUUGAGAGUUUCACUGGAUCCUAUUAUGAUCUCGGCCUCAAGGGCCGGCAAGGGAUUGGCCUGCAAGAGACUUGGGCUGAGGAGAUUCACACUAAUCUUGGGCUCCUUAUCCGCGACUUUCCGAAUUUAUUCAUGGUCUUUGGGCCCCAGUCACCUACUACGCUGUACAAUGGCCCGACGACAGUGGAGUGUCAAAGCGAUUUGGUCACCGCUCUAAUCGCGAAGGCAGAAGAAAAAGGCGCAAAGUGGGUUGAAACCACAAAAGCAGCCGAAGAAGAAUGGGCGCGGCUGCUAGAAGCUCAGUUCAAACAGUCGCUAGUUCAAUACACUCCAUCGUGGUGGACCAGAGCCAAUGUUCCAGGAGCCAAGGUACAGCCGCUGACAUAUCUGGGAGGGAUUAUGGAGUAUGAAAAACUAUGCCGCGAAGCCAUAGAUGGUGGCAGUGCCGGGCUUGUGUACGAGCCUUGCGGCAAAAUUUGA